AUGAGGUUGCUGCGCUCCUGUUCUGCUGAGGCCCUGGUGUCCCAGCCCCAGGUGGCCCGGCAGAGGCUGGACGCUGUGGCCCACAACGUCUAGCUGUUCCUGUUCAAAGCCAGCUACUUUCUGGAGCAGGCAGAGUUGAUCCACGUUCUGCUGGGGCACUGGCUGCUGGAGGAGUUCAGGCUGAGCGCCCUGCUGGGGCCCAGCGCAGAGCAUCCAGUGGGCCUGCCGGACUGGGCCUGCUAGGCCUGCCUGGAGGCCUCUGUGCAGGGCCUCUCAGACGACAUACUCCAGGCCAAAGGCUGGAGGCGGCUGCGAAUGGCUGACCUCACAGGAGUCCAAGACGUGCAGGUGCAGCAGUGCCCCUGUGGGAGGGCGCUGGGCAGGUGGGGCUGCACGGAGCUGCUGUGCAGGACCUGCUGCCAGCUGCAGACCGAGCCCUGCACAGCCCAGAGGCCCAUCCAGGUCCUCUCUGAUCACUUUGUCACCGAUGGCAACUUCAAGAUGGUGGUGCAGGGCCUGAGGCCGAUAGGCCCCACUCCCCUGCAGCUGCACUGCCUCUCCUUCAGGGCAGACAGCCUGGACCCUGGCCAGCUGCUACACGUGCUGCGUCCGGCGGGGCCCCAGGAGCUGCACAGGCUGGAAGUGGUACACAAUGUGCGGCUGCAUGCAGGCCACGUGCAGCAGCUGCUGACCCAGGUGGGCUUCCCCUGGCUGGCCUCACUCACCUUGCCUGCCAAGGCCUUCGACCCUCCCCCUGGCAGCCCCCCAGCCCCUGAUGGUGAGGACCCCUUCUUCACCUCCAUCUCCUGGGAGCUCAGCCAAAUGAGCCAGCUCACUGAGCUGAGUGUGGCCUUCUCCACACUGACUGGGAAGACCCAGAAACUGCUUGGAAACCUAGGGACCCCGCUGAGAGUGCUGGACCUGGCCAACUGCUCCCUGAACCACGCGGACAUGGCCUUCCUGGCAGCCUGCACCCAUGCCACCCACCUGGAGGUGCUGGACCUCAGUGGGCACAGCCUUGUUGACCUGUUCCCCUCCACCUUCUCCAGGCUGCUGGGCUGGGCCGCCCCGACACUGAUGGUCCUCACCAUGGAGGAGUGCAGCAUCCGAGACAAUCAUGUGGGCAUGCUGGGGAUGGCACUGAGCCCCUGCCGCCAGCUCCGUGAGCUCCGGUUCCUGGGGAACCCGCUGUCGGCCAUUGCCCUGAGGCGCCUCUUUGCCGCUCUCUGUGAGCUCCCAGAGCUGCGGUGCAUAGAAUUCCCAGUACCCAAGGACUGCUACCCCGAGGGUACCGCCUACCCCCAGGAUGAGCUGGCCAUGUCCAAAUUCGACCAGCAAAAAUAUGAUGAGAUUGCCAGGGACCUGCACGCACUGCUGCUGCGGGCUGGCAGGGAUGACAUCCGGGCCUGCACCCCAGUCUUUGGAAGCUUUGACCCAGACAUUCAAGAAACGAGCAAUGAACUUGGAAUGUUCUUGCUGCAAGCUUUCAAAACUGCUCUGGAGAACUUCUCCAGAGCACUGGAGCAGAUGGAGUAGGGCCUUGCACAGGCCAGGGCGAGUCUCACACCUCAGCUGCCAGGUGGCCUGGGCUGCACAUCUGCUCCAAAGCAUUUCUUAAUGAACACUGCACACAGCAUCCAUUAGGUGCCGUCGCAGAGGAAGCCCUGGCUUCCAGGAGUCACCCAAGACCACUUUAGCGUGAGGGCAACUUGCAGCCGAGCCCUAGAGUGGGAAUGCUGAGGGGUCAGCAGGAGCACCCCACACAGAGGUAGGCAUCAGAGAAGCACUGAGAACCAAAUGUCAGCAUGGGGUGGGCGCUCGGAGGAUGGCCCGUGCGAGGCUAGCAGGAGGCAGGAGGAUCAGUGCUGGCCCACCACAGGACUUGGCUGGGCUGAGCAGAGGGAGGAGCAGGGAAUGACCAGAUUGCGUGCCUGGCAGCCUCUCCAGUGGGUGUGGGAGGCAGUGACAUGUUUGCACACUUAAAACCUCCAGUCCAGCACAGGACAAGGGAUUUGGUUGUUAAUGGCUCCUGUCUGACCUAGGAGGGCGUGAGCAGCAGGCUUGGGCUUUGCUGGCACAAGGCUGAGCCUCAGGGCACAGGGUGGCUUCUGUCCCUGGAGGGAAGACAGUAACUGUGAGGACACUGCCCCCCAUCUCCCACCUCCAACAGGACCCAGACCCUCUGCUCAGGCCCAGAGGAGUCUCCUGCAUGGUUAUUUGAGUCCUAGCACUUGAAGGGUGGUUAAUUUCAAUAUUGGGACUUGGUUUCUACCAAGAUCUGACUUGUGAAGGGUUGAGCAUUAUGAUGAUUACAUACUAAUAAAACAGGUGGUGGCUUAUUCA
Molecule: messenger RNA, 2343 nt
Organism: Manis javanica (Malayan pangolin)
Lineage: Eukaryota; Metazoa; Chordata; Mammalia; Pholidota; Manidae
Gene: LRRC14B
Product: leucine rich repeat containing 14B
Cellular component (GO): cytoplasm
Molecular function (GO): protein binding
Source: RefSeq, a predicted model, not a curated record